Molecule: messenger RNA, 1427 nt
Organism: Trichogramma pretiosum
Lineage: Eukaryota; Metazoa; Arthropoda; Insecta; Hymenoptera; Trichogrammatidae
Gene: c-mos
Product: serine/threonine-protein kinase mos-like
Exons: 4
Coding region: 364-1344 (326 amino acids)
Biological process (GO): protein phosphorylation
Molecular function (GO): protein kinase activity; ATP binding
Source: RefSeq, a predicted model, not a curated record
UUUUCACUAUUCCAUCACUUAUAAAAAUACUUUUCAAAGCCUAUAGAGGUGCUACAAAAAUAUAAUAAAUAAUGUUGUUAGCUAGAGAAUUGUACAUGAGUGUUAUGUGAUUUGACCUUUUCUAUUAUUAUGGGAUACCCACUACAGCAGAUGAUUAUUUCAAAAGUAAAUAAUCAUCUGUAUAUUGUCUUCAUUUCAUUUAACGAAUUUCAAAUUUCAUGUAAUUAACUUAGAUAAAAAUUAUUAAGUUUUCAAUUUCAAGUAGAAAUGCAUUAAAUCAAAAGGUGAACUAUAAUUGUAAUAACACAGUUUAAAAGUGCUAAUUAUACAGUGAUUGCUAGAAAAAAAUUGAAAGUUACAACAAUGGCUUCCCCAAGACCAGCCAUUUCAAUUGUCAAAUGCCUAUCACCCCGGAAAUUAACAAAUGUAACUAAUAUAGAACGUUUGAAUCCACAUAUAAAUCAACAAAAUAAAUUAACUGUACAAAGGGUUAUUCAAAAUUCUUUGGGUUCUUUACAUUCAAAAAUUGAUUCACCAUAUAAAAAAAAAAUUAUUACUGAAGGUAUCACAGAUAAAAACUGGACAGUACUUGGUAACGGUGGUUUUGGAACUGUUUAUAAAGUUUAUUAUAAGGGGGAAGCUGUAGCAGCUAAAGUAAUUAAAAAAAAUCAACAGAAAAAUUUAAUCAAAAUCAUGGAAAAAGAAGUAGCUUAUUUAAGGCAUUCAAAUAUUGUUAAAAUUCUCAAAGUUGAUGAAGGCCCUGCCUUAACUUUAAUUACAAUGGAGCUAUGCGGUAAUUCCCUUCAAGAAGUUUUACAAAAAAAUUCAAUAUCUAUUCAACAAAAAAUACACAUUUGGAAAUCUAUCUCUAAGGCUCUCAUUUACUGUCAUAAGAUGCAUGUCAUCCAUGCGGAUGUUAAACCAAAAAAUGUUUUAAUGGGUCAAGAUAAAAAACCAAAAUUGGCUGAUUUUGGUAGUGCUGUUUUCACAAAUGAUCCAUAUCCAUUAAAUUUUUUUCAUGGAACUCCUGGGUAUGCUGCUCCAGAAGUCGUGCAAAAUAAAGCUUUAACACCAAAUUCUGAUAUUUAUUCCUUAGGAGUUUUAGCUUGGCAAAUGUUAAGUAGAAAAUCUCCAUUUGAAGGUUUACAUAAACACACUAUUCUUUACUUAACAGGUAAAGGCAUAACGCCACCUGACAAGGAGUUAGCAGAUGGAUGUAAUGGUAAAUAUAAAGAUUUGUACAGAAAGUGUUGGAAUGAAAUUCCAGAAGAUAGACCCAAUCUCUUAAUCAUUAUGAAUCAAUUAAAUCAAUUGGAAAAUAACUGCAAAGAAGCAUCUCAUUAAUUUGUUCAAAGUUUUGAUUCAUGUUUUAUUUUCCUUAAAUUUUGAAUUAAUUACCAAGUAUUAAAAAAUGACAACUUCUCAGU